Messenger RNA from Drosophila biarmipes, 1382 nucleotides. RefSeq names its product peptidoglycan-recognition protein LF. NCBI's taxonomy places the organism in Eukaryota, Metazoa, Arthropoda, Insecta, Diptera, Drosophilidae. The transcript has 4 exons. The coding region runs from base 86 to 1213 and encodes 375 amino acids. Gene Ontology annotation, biological process: peptidoglycan catabolic process. The record is from RefSeq and is a predicted model, not a curated record. Gene Ontology annotation, molecular function: zinc ion binding; N-acetylmuramoyl-L-alanine amidase activity.
GGGCCCGGGCUCAGUUCAGUUGGGAUCGGACUUUCGUCUGGAGAGGAACAAUCGCUGUGGCACGGUUCAAGCUACACAUCUCAAGAUGCAGAAGACAGUGGCAGCAGUGGCUCUGCCGGAAGAGCCAGAAACUGAAGUCAAGAGAUUCCCCCGCGAACUCAUCUAUCUCUGUGCCAUUCUCCUGAUGCUCGUGGCUCUGGUGACCGGCUAUUCCUUUUGGGUGAUGACCCACUCCACGAGUUCUCCGAACAAAGGCCUGCACAUACUCGAUCGCAGUGAGUGGCAGGGGGAACCACCCAGCGGGAAGUACCCGCACCUUAAGCUGCCCGUCUCCAAUGUGAUCAUCGCCCACACGGCCACCGAAGGAUGCGAACAGGAGGAUGUAUGCAUAUACCGGGUGCAGACUAUUCAGGCGUUCCACAUGAAAUCUCUGGGCUGGGUGGACAUUGGCUACAACUUCCUGGUGGGAGGCGAUGGUCAGAUCUACGUGGGACGCGGCUGGUACAUUCAGGGUCAGCAUGUCAAAGGAUACGGUGCCAUAUCCGUUAGCAUUGCCUUCAUCGGAACCUUUGUGAACAUGGAGCCAUCGAGUCGACAAAUUGCAGCUGCCAAGAGGUUAAUGGACGAGGGCGUACGACUCCAUAGACUGCACCCAGAUUACCAUAUCUAUGCCCACCGUCAAGUCAGUCCCACCGAGAGUCCUGGCCAGAGGCUAUUCGAACUCAUGAAGAAGUGGCCGCGCUUCACGCCAGAUGUGACAUCAUUACGCCUCCUUAGCAAUGCCACCUUGAAGAUUGUGACACGAGCUUAUUGGCUGGCCCAGCCUCCAACAGUGCCUCUCAAUCCUCUGGAGCUUCCCGUUCAGAGCGUGAGGUUCGUGUCCACCAAGUCUCCGUCUUGUGCCACACAAGCGCAAUGCGUUUUCCGAGUGCGCCUCAUGCAAAGCUUCCACAUCGAGAGCGUUGGAUAUAAGGACAUCAACUACAAUUUCGUGGCGGCUGGAGAUGGCCACAUAUACGAGGGCAGGGGCUGGAAUCACAGCUGUGAAGCCUCAAAAGAUGGAAAUGGACUGAAUCCCAAGGAACUAAUAGUGGGCUUUUUGGAUCCUUCGAGUGACAAUACAAAGCUAGCCCUGGAACUAAUACAACAGGGCGUCAAACUUGGUCACAUUAGCAAGGAUUACAGACUAAUCGACGACUUAGAAAAGUCAUAGAAAACUGGAAGCAGGGGGAACGAAGCCAUUUCAGUGCAAUCCCUGUGCCAUCUUUCAAAGUGAUAUUAAUUUAAGAACUAGUUCAAGUCAACGAAGAUAUCUCAUAUGGAAUACGUCACAAUCUCCCUCGUAUUUAUAGAAAUAAACAUGCCUUUAUUGAGUUUCAACA